Musa acuminata AAA Group (dessert banana) is the source of this 1773-nucleotide messenger RNA. RefSeq names its product mitogen-activated protein kinase 2. Gene Ontology annotation, molecular function: ATP binding; MAP kinase activity. NCBI's taxonomy places the organism in Eukaryota, Viridiplantae, Streptophyta, Magnoliopsida, Zingiberales, Musaceae. The record is from RefSeq and is a predicted model, not a curated record. The transcript has 6 exons. Gene Ontology annotation, cellular component: nucleus; cytoplasm. Gene Ontology annotation, biological process: intracellular signal transduction; protein phosphorylation. Bases 287 to 1402 code for a protein of 371 amino acids.
UACACCGUGAGGCCCAAAGAGCGAGAGGGGCGAGAGAUAUCUUCGAUGGCGGUGACAAGCGUCCGCAAGAAGAGGCAGCCACCGAAGCAGAGAAGAAAGCACUCCUCAACUCCCAUUUCACGGGUUUCCCCUUCCCUCCCUCCCGCCUUUUGCCUCCUCCUCUCCUCCUUCUUCACAAGAUCCUACCUUUCCCUUUCUACCAUCCCUUCUAUCUCUUCUUCCCUUUUAAAGCCCUCCGGAGGUAGAGGAAGAGGAGGAGGAGGAGCCCAGUGAGGAGAUCCUCGGAAUGGAGUCCGGUUCCACCGGGGAGGGGCACAUCAAGGGCGUCCCGACGCACGGCGGCCGCUACGUGCAGUACAAUGUGUUCGGGAACCUCUUCGAGGUCACCGCCAAGUACGUUCCCCCGCUCCGCUCCAUCGGCCGCGGCGCCUGCGGCAUCAUCUGUGCUGCAGUGAAUUCUCAGACCCAUGAAGAGGUUGCAAUAAAGAAGAUUAGCAAUGCAUUUGAUAACAGAAUUGAUGCCAAAAGAACCUUAAGGGAAAUAAAGCUUCUUCGUCAUAUGAACCAUGAGAAUGUUAUUGCAAUAAAGGACAUCGUACGCCCUCCAAACAGGGAAAAUUUCAAUGAUGUAUACAUUGUUUACGAGUUAAUGGAUACUGAUCUUCAUCAGAUAAUACGCUCCAGCAAACCAUUGACUGACAACCAUUGUCAGUUCUUUCUUUAUCAAUUACUUCGAGGCCUGAAAUAUGUGCACUCAGCGAAUGUCUUGCAUCGUGAUCUGAAGCCUAGCAAUUUGCUUAUAAAUGCAAAUUGUGACCUUAAGAUUGGAGAUUUUGGAUUGGCAAGGACAACUUCUGAGACGGAUUUCAUGACUGAGUAUGUUGUCACACGAUGGUACCGAGCACCUGAACUGCUGCUGAACUGUUCAGAGUACACUGCUGCUAUUGACAUCUGGUCGGUUGGGUGCAUAUUUGGUGAAAUUGUGACUAGAGAACCUUUAUUUCCUGGAAAAGACUAUGUCCAUCAGUUAAGGCUGAUAACCGAGCUAAUAGGUUCACCUGAUGAUUCGAGCCUUGGAUUUCUUCGAAGUGACAAUGCCCGACGAUAUGUGAGACAAUUCCCUCAAUACCCAAAGCAACAGUUGCAUGCUAAGUUUCCCACCAUGUCCAAUGGAGCCAUUGAUUUGCUAGAGAAAAUGCUUGUAUUUGAUCCAAGCAAGCGAAUUACAGUUGACGAAGCUCUGCACCAUCCAUACUUAGCGUCGCUUCAUGACAUUAAUGAUGAACCUGUUUGCCCAACUCCAUUCAGUUUUGAUUUUGAACAUCCAUCAAAUACUGAGGAAGAUAUUAAAGAACUUAUUUGGAGAGAAUCAUUGAAGUUCAAUCCAGAUCCAGUGCGCUAGGAUUUUUCUGUAUGUUCUAUAUUUGCCGUCGGCAUUUGUACUUGGAACCAAUCUUUGAAAUGAAGCCUGCUAAACCAGUGAAGUCUAAUCAUUGGGCAACUCGUUGGACUUCUGCAAAUUGAUUCAUGGCUUGAGGAAAUAUGAUAACUUGGAUAGCCUGAAUCCAAAAAAGUGCUUUAAUUGCCUACUCGGAAAUGUAUUCUUUGAGAAGCUUGUGCUGUUUGCAUGGGAGAUUAUUUCAUGUGCUAUCUUCCUUUGUCAACUACUUGGAAGCAGUUGUUAUUAGAUCUUUCUCCCCGAAUCUUCUUUGAAAAUAUAACUGUUUAUGUUAAAAUAUUAGUAUGAAACUAAUAUAUGUCUUAGCUUUUGUA